AUGCGAUCUUUGAGACGUACCGACACCGGAGAUUUUUGGCCGAGGAUUAUUCACGCGGUACGUGUUUUGGCCGAGUUUUCCUUCCUGUGGUAUGGUUUUCAGCCGAGAAAAGUUGACCUGCGACGUGGAGGAGUUUUCAUAAGAACCUCAAUCAUUCAUCCUCUCAAAUAUUGGCUUGUAAAUAUCAUAAUUUUUGGAUACGGCAGUUUAUCAUAUAUCCCAAAUUUCUAUUCUUCAUCAUCUUCUUCAGAUGAUGAUGACAAUAUGGAAAUAAUCAACAGUCUCGACAAUGCAGAACAAGCAAUACAUCGUGCUAUCGCUAAUAACAACGCAAUCAUCCAAUACUUUCUCAAUCAACAAAGCAACGAUGUAGCCCAUGACAGAUCGGUUCGAGGACGUACUUUCAUCCACCGAGAUCGGGAAAGUGCACAUGACAGAUUGUUCAAUGACUACUUCUCUGAAACUCCAUUGUAUAAUGAUGCUAUGUUUCGUAGAAGGUAUCGUAUGUCUCGUUCCCUAUUCCUUCGUAUUAUUAACGCAGUUGAAAAUCAUGACAACUACUUCACUCAAAAGAGAGAUACAAUCGGUAGACUUGGAUUAUCAUCCCUUCAGAAAGGAACAGCUGUUUUACGGAUGCUAGCGUAUGGUUUGCCAGCGGAUGCCACAGACGAGUAUGUGAAGAUUGGCGAAUCAACGGCACUCGAAAGCAUGAAAAUAUUUUGUCGAGCUAUAGUGGAUAUUUUUUCAGAGCAAUAUUUACGAUCACCAACGGCUAAUGAUGUUGCCAGACUUCUUUAUAUUGGUGAAAAACGGGGUUUUCCAGGGAUGCUUGGUAUUGCUCCUUCUUGUCAUUAUGUCAUACAAGGAAACCAAUAUAAUAUGGGUUAUUAUUUGGCUGAUGGUAUAUAUCCAAAAUGGUCAACCAUAGUGCAAACUAUUCAUGAACCAAGGGGUCCUAAGAAAAAAUAUUUUGCUACACAACAAGAAGCAUGUAGGAAAGAUGUUGAGCGUGCCUUCGGAGUUCUCCAAUCACGUUUUGCAAUUGUGAAAGGUCCGGCUCGUUUUUGGAAAAAAAAUGUGCUACAUGACAUAAUGACUACAUGUAUAAUAUUACAUAAUAUGAUAAUCGAUGAUGAGCGUGAUCUGGAUGCACCAAUUGAAGUUGAAAGAGAAGCUCCACCUCCAGAAGUUGAAAUAGCGAUAGAUGAAAAUAUCCGAUUUCAAGAAUUUCUUUGUCGAUAUAGACAAAUCAAAGACAAAGAAGCUCAUUUCUCACUUCGAAAUGCGUUAAUUGAUCAUUUGUGGGAGAAGUAUACUAAUGGUGAUGUUUAA
This is a messenger RNA of Eutrema salsugineum, 1332 nucleotides long. RefSeq lists its product as uncharacterized. The coding region runs from base 1 to 1332 and encodes 443 amino acids. Lineage: Eukaryota; Viridiplantae; Streptophyta; Magnoliopsida; Brassicales; Brassicaceae. The transcript is spliced from 4 exons. The record is from RefSeq and is a predicted model, not a curated record.